GUUUCUUAUUUAAUAAUGGAUCCCCCGAGGAAGAUUAAUAAUUUAAGGGACUUGACGGACAGUAAUUUGGAACUUGGAAUCGAGGACAUUUUGAUUGACAGAAAUUACUUUGUGCAAACCACAGACCCGGUUGCUAUUGAUCUAUUUAAUAAAAAACUCAAAGGGGAUUCUAACGAUUCCGGAUUUUAUAAACCAGAGAAAGGAUUACAAAUGGUAAAGGAAGGAGGAUUUGCUUUUCAUGUUGAAACUAGUACUGCUUAUCCUAUAAUUGAAGACACUUUCACAGUUCAAGAAAUAUGUGAACUUGAGGAGGUGCAAAUGUAUAGAACGCAACCUAUGCACACGAAUCUACAAAAAAAUUCACCUUUUCGAGAAAUGAUGAAUUAUUGCAUGCUGCAUAUAGUUGAAAAUGGACUUUUGUUUCGUCUGCGAAAGUACUGGGAUGCUCGAAAGCCUAUUUGCAUGGAAUAUGCGAAAAAAGUUACUAUUCAUGUUGGAAUAAAAGAAUUUUCGUCCGGAUUAAUCGUCCUAAGUUAUGGGAUUUGUUUUUCUUUGAUUUUUCUUUUAGGUGAAAUUAUAAUCUUUCACAAAAAGUUAAUAGCGGACUUUUUUCUUGAACGCAGGGUCAUAAAGCCGUACACAGAGUGA
This is a messenger RNA of Zophobas morio, 648 nucleotides long. RefSeq names its product ionotropic receptor 75a-like. NCBI's taxonomy places the organism in Eukaryota, Metazoa, Arthropoda, Insecta, Coleoptera, Tenebrionidae. The transcript is spliced from 3 exons. The coding region runs from base 16 to 648 and encodes 210 amino acids. The record is from RefSeq and is a predicted model, not a curated record.